AUGACGUCCUUCGCUGACUUUCCUCCAGAAAUCGUCAAGGAGAUCAUCGACGUUCUUCAGCACAAUCUACUUUCAUUGAAAGCGUGCUCGCAGACAUGCCAAUCGCUACUGCCAUUCUGCCGCAAUGAUACAAGCGAAGGAAACCAACAGAUUGGUCUGCCCGCGCCCUCCUUCAGGCCAAUGCUCGAGCACAAGCCAGACACCGAGCAAAGCGAAAGGCAUAUAUUGACCAGCGUCGCCCAGCUCGAACAAACCGUAACAAAGCUCCAAACUGAGCUUGGCUACACUCCAGAGCAGAUCAGUGCCCUUCCACUUCACACAGUGAAGAUACGCGAGCUCGAGGCAGAUCUCUUGAGGGCCCGAGAAGAAAACGAGGAACUCUGGAGGCUCCUCGCAGAAAGCAGAGUGUCAACCGCCGUCACGCGUCGGGACCCAUUGACGAUGUACCCAGAUGGUCGGCGUUGUGACCGAGACUACAAGCGACGUAAGAUGCAAUAUUCCCUCCAACGCCAAUCACCACGGUCCUGGGCUAAGCUUAUCAUUCAGCCUGCAUGCACCCGCAUUCCAAAUGCCAAAUACACCAUCGGGUUCGAGUGCUACUUCAAGUCCCCCAUUCUCGCCUGUUCAAAUGCAAGCACCCAUACACCCCCCCAUGGACCAGCGUCCACAGCAACACAACUACACACUCUCGAACUACGCGCAACACCAUCCAAACUAAUGUCAUGGUAUAUCUGUCAAGGUGGAGGACAACCCCAGUUAUACUGCAUUUACAGCUGGGAAACCGCCAUUCCUCUCUACAGUACUCCUAUUCGCAUGGCCAUCCUCACGACCACACUAUGGAUUGGAACACGUACUUGGAUGGCCACAAUUACACAGAUAGCGUCUUUUGUUUUGUGUAGUAGGAGCGGCCUCUAA
This is a messenger RNA of Laccaria bicolor S238N-H82, 915 nucleotides long. RefSeq lists its product as uncharacterized. Bases 1 to 915 code for a protein of 304 amino acids. Lineage: Eukaryota; Fungi; Basidiomycota; Agaricomycetes; Agaricales; Hydnangiaceae. The transcript is spliced from 6 exons. The record is from RefSeq and is a predicted model, not a curated record.